Molecule: messenger RNA, 1151 nt
Organism: Pomacea canaliculata
Lineage: Eukaryota; Metazoa; Mollusca; Gastropoda; Architaenioglossa; Ampullariidae
Exons: 4
Coding region: 436-816 (126 amino acids)
Biological process (GO): negative regulation of apoptotic process
Source: RefSeq, a predicted model, not a curated record
CGAGGGCCAGAACGAGUGUGGGUCGAUAACAGCGAGUGGGUCGAGCGGCUGGUCCAGGCAAGCGGGUGGGCGCAGGGUGAUACGGGUGGACGUUUGAUUUAUAAGCAUAAGCGAUCGGAGGUUGCUGAAGAAAAGCAGCUCCUUCUGGAAGCUGCCAUUAACACGGACACAGUCUAUCUGCCCCCGUGUCAUCUGUCCGUCUGUAGAAGACGGGUGUUGUCCCUCCCACCAACUACGCCGACAUCAGCAACCACACGUGACACGUCUCCAUCCUCCGACAGCAACAACAGCGACAGCUUGUGACCGUGGUUUGUGUGGAGCCCGCAACUGUUCACGGACAACUGUUCACAGGCUCUCUUCCCAUAGACCAGGCGCCCCUCCUCCUGCCUCCCCAUCGGACGUUGAACCUUCCUCUCAGCAACCAGAGGCCUCGACAUGUCCGUGGUUCUGCUGGCCGGCCGCAAGAAAGCCAUCGCCACUAAAAAGAAAAAAGCUAUCAGGAAAUGUGGUGUUAACCUGGGAGGUCAGGGAGAGACAACUGCGUCGUGGACUGUACCGUUGGAUGGGAAAGAUGUAACGAUAUCAUUCUCGCGAGACAACUGCUUUGUGGUCGUAGACGGCGAGCAGAUGGAGUGCACUGCCUACAUCUCGGACCAAGGAUUCGACCUCGACCUUAUUUUCGACUUCGAUGAUCACCGUGUGCAUGUGUACAGCGACGUGGAGGGCAGUGAGAUGACCAACUACCUCUUCAUCGAUGAUCAGCUGCGUGCGCGGAAGUCCAUGAAGAACUGCCUCAGUGAUCAUCGCAAGAACUGACCAUCGCCACGUCAUCAGUUUGACCUGCGACCUUCUCACCCCUCCACCCUGCGUUUCGCUCGGUGGCUUUAACUGCUUGUUUUAAAUUAGUGCUUGUAACAUGCACAGUCGCACUUUAUUUGUUCACCAACAGACCAAUACUGUUUCUGCCUUUUGUUUACCUUGUCUUAGUAAUAGGACAGAUUUGCCGAGAAAAUAAAAAAAAUAAAAGCUCUUUUGCGAAAGUUGAGGUAAAAUCUUGACUUGGACAACAACCGUGACCGUAUAAGUAAACAUCUGAUUUUUAAGUUUGAACUAUCCAGAAUUGGGAAUUGUUAUCCAGAUCUUGUUGUGUU